AUGGUUUCAAAGAAGAAAAAGAAGUAUUCGUCGGGAGAAGGAGCGCAGUUUAUGACGAGGAAAGCUGCACUUAAGAAAUUACAGCUUUCAUUAAAAGAUUUCCGACGUAUUUGUAUUCUUAAAGGCAUAUAUCCGAGAGAGCCAAGAAAUCGAAAAAGAGCUCAAAAAGGCGCUGGUGGUAUCAAAACUCUAUACCAUACAAAAGAUAUAAAGUUCUUGUUACAUGAACCAAUCAUAUGGAAACUCCGAGACUUGAAGGUUUAUCAACAAAAGAUUCGAAGAGCUCGAGCUACAAGAGAAUUUGGACGAAUGAGAAAAUAUUUACGAGAUUAUCCGUCUAUUAACAUUGAUCACAUAGUUAAGGAAAGAUAUCCAACAUUUGUAGAUGCCUUAAGAGAUCUUGAUGAUUGCCUUACCUUGUGUUUUCUCUUUAGUACCUUCCCAUCGCUUAAGAAGGUUCCCAGGAAUCAGUCUAUGCUCUGCAGAAGACUAACAGUAGAAUUCAUGCAUGCAGUAAUUGCAGCAAAAGCUUUGCGUAAAGUAUUUGUCUCAAUCAAAGGAUACUACUACCAAGCUGAAUUUGAAGGACAAACCAUAACAUGGAUUGUUCCACAUCAUUUCUCAUUCCAGCCUCAAAACAAGGAUGAAGUGGACUUUAAAAUUAUGUCAACAUUUGUUGAAUUUUACACAAUGAUGCUUGGAUUUGUAAACUACAAGUUAUUCCAUUCCAUGAAUCUGGUUUACCCACCUCAGUUAACAGCAGGAUUCUCACCAGAUAGUGAAAAGGAUCUUAUAGAUGAACAUGCAUAUGUUGCAGAGAGAAUUGCUGCUCUAAAUAUUUCUUUAGCAAAAGUUGCUGGGGCUAAUGAAGUAGAAGAAUUGCCAGAAAUUGAUAUAUUCCAAUCAGAAGAUGGUGAUCCACAGAAAUUAGAGGAAGCAAAGCAAGAAGCUGAAAAGGUUAAAAAAUUGAAGACAAUGUUCAAAGGUCUUAAAUUCUUCAUAAAUAGGGAAGUUCCAAGAGAGCCCCUUGUUUUUAUAAUAAGGUGCUUUGGUGGUGAAGUUUCAUGGGAUCGUGAUCACUUUGUAGGGGCGACCUUUGAUGAAAGUGAUGAGUCCAUAGCUUACCAGAUUGUAGAUAGACCCAGUAUGGAUAAGCAAUAUCUUUCACGAUAUUAUGUUCAGCCUCAAUGGGUUUUUGACAGUAUAAAUGCAAGAACACUGCUUCCAAUUAACAAGUAUCUAAUGGGGGCUGUUCUUCCACCUCACUUAUCACCAUUUGUUGACAAAAUAAAGGACCAGGUAUACAUACCUCCUGAAGAAAGAGCUUUAAAAGACCCAGACUUCAAACCACUUGAUGAUGAGCCAUCUGGAAGCGAUAUUGAGGAAGCUAGUGAUGAAGAUGCAGAUGAAAAGAAUGAACAGGAAUCUGAAGAAGAUGGCGAUACAGCUCUAGCACGACAGUAUCAGCAAGAAAUUGCAGAAGACUCUCCCUCGGAUGAUGAAGAUGGAGAAGACAAUUUGGAUCCAGAGAAAAAGAAAUUGGCUAAAGAAAAGAAAAAAUCAAUGGCUGUUGUGAGUGGCGUGCCGUACAAAGAAAAUCCAUAUCAAAAACAAAUAGAAGACAAACAAGCAUUUAGAUUAAGGGAAAAACUUGUACGAAAGAAACACAGAAAUCUAUAUAAGAGUAUGAAAGCUGGUCAAGAAAAGAGGAAAAAAGAGAUUUGGCUGCUCAGAAAGAAGAGGCGUCUUCACGACGAGAAAGUCAAAGAAGAAAAGAAAGCAGAGAAACGUAAACAGAAAAUGCAAGCAUUUGAAGCUGCGACAGCUUAA
Molecule: messenger RNA, 1830 nt
Organism: Parnassius mnemosyne (clouded apollo)
Lineage: Eukaryota; Metazoa; Arthropoda; Insecta; Lepidoptera; Papilionidae
Source: the annotation of a GenBank genome assembly